CAGACUUAUUUUAAAUCGUGAAUUGUACGCAGCAAACGUAAAAUUGCUGCUUAAUUAAAUGUUCGCAACACACACAAUAUAUCAAAUAGUGAAUAUGUGGUUAUCGUGAUAAGUUUAAUGUGAAUUUAAGCACUAAAGUGACGAAAAAUUAAAUUUUGCAAGUUAAAAAAAAAGUCAAAAAAAUAGAGAAAAACUUGAGAAAAUUUAAUAAAGUGUGAAUAAAGAAGAAUAAGUGUAUACCUAAAAUAAUUAAAUAUUCAAAUUAGCUAUGGAUUCAUUACGAAAAUGGCUGAAUAAACCAAAGGCUGAUGAUAAAUCCCUGCUCGCUAGAUUUUAUCAUGCAGAUCGUGCUUUAUCACAAGUAGCAAAUGAAUUAGAUAGCUUUGAUGGACGAUCAGAACCGGAAAGGUGUUCUCGACUUGUAUCAAAAUUACGACAAGAGCAGGAUCGUGUUCUUGGAAUAAUAAAUCAAAUAAUGGACGAAUUGCUAAGCGAUGAUAGAGCAUGUCGUGCAUUUAGAGCAAAAUUUCCGGAAGAAGUCCUUCAAGAAAGUCUCGCAGGUCAAUUAUGGUUUGGUGCUGAGUGUUUAUCGGCGGGUUCUGCAAUUCUCAAUCGUGAAGUUGAGAGUGCCGAGAUGCGUCCAUUAGCCAAAGCUGUUACAAAAUCAUUAGAUAAUGUGAGAAACUUAUUGCGAGAUCAGUGCCUUCGUAAUAAUACGCCAAAUUCACCGCAUUUAAAAUUGGAUAUAAAUGAUUCCGCAACAGAAACACUUUAUGAGUCGUUGAAGAUUUUUGAUAGAUUAUUUGCUGAGUUUGAAUUGCUUUAUGUUAGUGCAAUGGUUCAGGUCAAGACAAAGCAAGAGCAUGAGAUACAGCAACUUAUAUGUGUGCUAUUUUCUGAGACGUUGCAGCGUGCACUUAAAUUAGGCAUUUUAGAACAAGAUCAAGUUGAUACUUAUGACCCAUCCUUAAUGUUUUCAAUUCCACGACUUGCAAUUAUUAGCGGUCUCAUAAUAUUCGAGAAAGGCCCACUCAAUAUGGAUCAGAACAGUGAUCAACUGUCAGAGAUGUUUCGUCCAUUCCGUAAACUUCUCAUAAAGAUGCGAGAUUAUCUUCGGACACUCAACAAGAACGAACUAUUUCAAUUGGAAAAGUUAUUAUGCACAAAUGAAGAAAUAAAUUUAAAGCAAUCAUUAGCUGACGAAAGCACUGAACAGUGCUGUGAUGAUAAAUCGACUCCAUUGACAACAAAUGUGACAAUUGUGAAUAAUAACGAAUCCAGUAACAUAGACAGAAAUAAUGACAACUUUUAUACAAUAAAGACCAAUCCAAGUAAUAAUAAAUCUGACGAAUGGGUGUCUGAGGAUGCAGAAGGUGCUGACGAUGAGGCUGAGGAUGAUGAAAAUGAUAACAGUGAAGCAACGAGUAAUUAUGAUAAUCUUGUAACAGCCGAUUGUGCAACUGGAUAUCUCGUACCAAAUACAAAUUUAGGGAAUUUGCUUCAAUCAAAUGCAGCGCCAUUAACGUACAAUAUUGUCAUAUCAGAAACUAGUGAAAAUAAUAAUAAUAAUGAAGAUGAUCAAAAUACAUCACCAAAUAGUGAGAAUGUAGCCAAUAAUUGUGAUAGUGGCUUAGGUACGAAAGAAAAUGGCAGCUUAGAUCAAAGUCCCGAGCAAGAGCAAAAUACGAAUGUUCUUACGGGUCAAUAUGAUGAGAAUUGGGAAAAUUUGAGAAAGAUUGUUGAUCCAAGUUCAAGUAAAAGUGGAAGCACAUCUAGUCAUCAUCAUAGACAUAAAGAGCACAAAAGCGGUAAGAGAAAAUUGCGGAAGCUUCAAUCAAGUAGCAGCGAUUCUACGUCACUGUCUAGUGCCUCAUCUAGUACUGCAUCAUCACCAUCUUCAUCCGAUUCGAGAGAUUUAUCGAGACGAGCUAAAUUCAAGUCAACAGAAAACUUACUUCAUCGACUUUUUGUAUGUAUAGCCGGAGUUGCGGAUCAACUUCAAACAAACUUUGCAGCAGAUUUACGCCAAAUUCUUAAAGCCGUAUUUUUAAUAAAUACAACGCAAGACGAAGAAGACGAAGAGAUAAUUGACGAGAAAAAGUCAAAAGACAAUCCACAAGAUUUAUUUGAAUUUCGUGCGAGCGAAGAGAAUGUAAUUAGACAAAGUAACAGUAAUCAAGGAUCAAUAGGAUCACAACAAAGUAUAUGUUCAGCUGAAGAGGUCAAUCCAGAAUCAGACGAUGCUGUGUUUGAGGAAGAAAUAGACGAGGAAAUAGACGAAGAAGUCAUUCAAACGACACGCGACGACAAUGAGAUAAAUAGACGUAAUUAUAAGAGACAUUAUGGAAAUCGUUUGACAGGUCGAAGUAUCAGUUUGAGUGACGAUGCUACAUCACAUCGUUAUGAUGAGGAACAACCAUCUCCACGUCGCAUUCUCCCAUCAACAAGUCAUUUACCUUCAGAAAGAACUGAAUCACCACCAAAAUGGAUCCCUGACAAUGCAGCUCCACGUUGUAUGGGCUGUGAAUCAUCGUUUACUGCAUUCCGUCGUCGUCAUCAUUGUAGGUGUUGCGGACAAGUAUUUUGUGGCGUUUGCUCAGCAUCAACGAUACCACUGUUGCGUUAUGGAAUUACAAAACCAGUUCGUGUUUGCCGUUUAUGUUAUGUCCGUGAAGGCCGUGAAGUGGCUACGUGAAAACGUUUUACAAUUAUUUAACCAUCGAUUUGCGUGAAAAAAAAAAAUAUUGAGAAAAAAAGUUAUUCUAAAUUAGAUUCUAACGUCUGACGAAUUAUAUAAUUAAUAUAUUUAAAAAUUAAUCUGAGAUUCUUAAAGAAAUUUCAUUUUCCAUAGCUUUCAUCGUUCAUCUAUUCAGCUUUCAUAAUGAAAUGCAAUAAUACUAGAUAAAUAAUAAUUGGGAGAUUUUGAAGAAGCAAACACAAAUUUGUUAAAGGACGUGAAAUUUGACAAUUGACGAAAAAUUUAGAAAAAAAAUAGUUCAAUUUGACCCCAAAAUGUUACAUUUUUCAAGUCUCUAACCAAAUCAUUCCCAAAUAUCCACAAAAGAGCGGUUAGUUAAGAUAAAUACGAUUCGAUAAAGUCGGUAAAAAAACUUAUUUUGAUAUUGAUUGAAAAGAUUCUUUAUAUUCUAAUAUUUUACAAAACAAGGCAUUUAUUUUUCAUAGAUAAAAACAAGAAAAGUUGUUUUACUUUCCUUCCAUCACAUCAAUUUUCGAACUAAUGACUGCAGUUGAGUCCAAACUUGCUAGAUUAUUGACCAUUUUAAUGAAUUAUGAAAGUUAAAAAUUUAACGGCU
Chironomus riparius is the source of this 3314-nucleotide messenger RNA. The record is from the annotation of a GenBank genome assembly. Lineage: Eukaryota; Metazoa; Arthropoda; Insecta; Diptera; Chironomidae.